Molecule: messenger RNA, 372 nt
Organism: Rhodamnia argentea
Lineage: Eukaryota; Viridiplantae; Streptophyta; Magnoliopsida; Myrtales; Myrtaceae
Product: glycine-rich protein 23-like
Exons: 1
Coding region: 1-372 (123 amino acids)
Source: RefSeq, a predicted model, not a curated record
AUGAGCUUCGACACUGGACGUGUAAACGUAGUGUUUGGAUUGAGUAAUUCUUUAGAGUAUCUCACCUUGCGGGCGAUCAAGCACGUGCAUUCCCGAGGAGGAGGAGGAGAUCUGACCCUAGGGGAUGGUGGUGGUGGAGACCUAUCAACCGGAGGUGGUAGCGGGGGACGCCUAUUAACCGGUGAAGGUGGCGGGGGAGGAGGAGGGUUCCUCAGCAGUGGAGGUGGCGGGGGUGGAGAAGAUGUGGGUGGUGGAGGAGGUGGUGACUUUGGUGGGGGUGGUGGCGGAGGAGGGGUGGGGGGUGGUGGUGUUGGAAGAGGUGGUGACUUGGGGGGUGGCGGUGGCGGUGGCGGUGGUGGAGGAGGCGUGUGA